Glycine soja is the source of this 2191-nucleotide messenger RNA. RefSeq lists its product as uncharacterized. The record is from RefSeq and is a predicted model, not a curated record. NCBI's taxonomy places the organism in Eukaryota, Viridiplantae, Streptophyta, Magnoliopsida, Fabales, Fabaceae. The coding region runs from base 422 to 1957 and encodes 511 amino acids. The transcript has 3 exons. Gene Ontology annotation, molecular function: acetylglucosaminyltransferase activity.
AACACAUUCAUCUCUAGUUUAACUGUGAUCCCUUAUUGUACAAUUAAAAUAUUGGUAUAUAUUAAGGAACUUGGUUUAAUUCAGGAAGAGUGUGCAACCUGGCACCUUUGCAUGCUCUACUCUCCACUCUAUCCUCUGCUCUCUGCAACCCUAGCUUCCCUUGUGAAUUCUCUUUCACUUAAUUGAUUAGCUCUACAUUUUUAUGAUAUUUCCGAGGAAAAAAAAUAUUCCGCUUCUCUCCUCUUCAUUUUAAGUACAUUAAAAUUCAGUGUUGAUAUCUCGUACGUACUAGGAGAUCUCUAAUUUAUAUAUAAUUUUCAAUAUUUAAUUAAAAAAAGAAAUUGCAAAAGCUUUUGUUACUCUGAACGGUAUUGAAAGAGUUUGACACAUUUAAACAGGAGGAGAGGAGAAAAGUGGAAGAAUGAAAGGUUCGGAGAAAGUAAUGUGGGAUCAGGGUCGAUGUGCACGAUCCUCGGCCUCCCAGAAGCUUAUGGUAUGGCUCAUGUUCCUGGUUUCACUCACCUACAUGGCUUACACUCUCAAGCUGGUAUCCACGUCCACGUCAUCAAGCACGUGCAACCACGCGCCUUUCAUCAUCAACCACCUCUCCUCCACAACCUCUUUCUCUUCCUCAAAUGGAACGGAGUGGCCGGAAGCGGAAUCUUCAUCUUCAUCCCACAAUUCCCGUGCCGGAAAGGGGAAACGGGGGCAGAAAACGGAGCUCCGGCACCUGGUGUUCGGAAUCGCGGCGUCGUCGAAGCUAUGGGAACACAGAAAGAACUACAUAAAGAUUUGGUACAAGAAGGAGAAGAUGAGGGGAGUGGUGUGGCUGGACGAUCGCGUGAAGAGGAACCCCAGCGAAGGGUUGCCACCAACCAAGGUUUCCACCGACACUUCCAAUUUCGUAUACACCAACAAGCUGGGCCACCGCUCCGCGAUUCGAAUAUCGCGCAUCGUGACGGAAACGCUGCGUAUGGGGCACAAGGACGUGCGGUGGUUCGUGAUGGGCGACGACGACACCGUUUUCGUGACGGACAAUCUGCUGAGGAUUUUAAACAAGUACGACCACAACUACAUGUACUACAUUGGGAGCUUGUCGGAGAGUCACUUGCAGAACAUAUUCUUCUCCUACGGCAUGGCCUAUGGUGGGGGCGGUUUCGCCAUAAGCUACCCUUUGGCCAAAGCUCUGAGCAAAAUGCAGGACCGUUGUAUUCAGCGCUAUCCUGCUCUCUAUGGCUCCGAUGAUCGAAUGCAAGCUUGCAUGGCUGAACUCGGUGUUCCACUCACUAAGGAAAUCGGUUUUCACCAGUAUGAUGUGUAUGGGAACUUGUUUGGGCUUCUUGCAGCUCAUCCAGUGACUCCAUUGGUGUCACUGCACCACCUUGAUGUGGUUGAGCCAAUCUUCCCAAAUGCCACUAGAGUAGAAGCCAUUAAACGGCUAACCAUUCCAAUGAAGCUUGACUCGGCAUCUCUCAUUCAACAAUCCAUUUGCCAUGACAGAAAUAGGAGAUGGACCAUUUCAGUGUCAUGGGGUUUUGCUGUUCAGAUAUUUCGCGGGAUAUUUACACAGCGGGAGAUGGAAAUGCCUUCAAGAACAUUUCUCAAUUGGUAUAGAAGAGCAGAUUACACUGCAUAUGCCUUCAACACACGCCCGUUUAGCAGAAACCCGUGUCAGAAACCUUUCGUGUUUUACUUUUCAAAGGCAAAACUCAAUUCUACCUUGCAACAAACAGUGACUGAUUAUGAAAGAGAUCCGAUUCCUUCUCCAGAAUGUCGAUGGAAUAUGGCUGAUCCUUCUGCUCUUGACAAAAUAGAGGUGCAUAAGAAGAAAGACCCGCAUCUAUGGGAUAGAGCCCCAAGGAGAAACUGUUGUAGAGUGAUGAAAUCGAACAAGACAGGAAUCUUGAAGAUAGAAGUGGCUGUAUGUAGAGAUGGUGAGUUCAGUGAACCUGCUUAAUUGUGACAAGUGUUGAUUAAUAUUACCCUAUAUAUAUUAGGCUCUUUGUAUAUAUUCUUCGACCUUAUUUCUUCAUUUAUUGGACGUUACUUGAAUUUUUAAUGCCAUUAUAUUCUUCCUGAGUAUCCCGAAACUGGAUGGUGGGGAAAGAACGUACUUGUUGUAAUACAUAAUAAUUGUUGCUAUAUUAUUGGUUACGAAUUUGUAUUUCAACUUAAUUCUGUUGCAGAUUAA